AUGUUCAAAUGUAGAAAGUUUCCGGUAAUGAUAGAGCAGUUCGCUACGAAACCUUCUGGAAAAAUUAUGCUGAAACCAGAAUAUCGCUUACAAUGUCCAUUGAUCCUUCAAAAAUAUGUUGCCGAGAAUCUUGAAGAAAAUUAUAGUACAAAGAUUGCCGAAGUACUUUCAAAGCUCGUUUUACAUCCAAUCGAUCGAUUUCUGAAAGAUUUGAAUCCUUUAUCGAUUUUGGCAAAAUCUUUUGUUCAAUUCGGAUUUACCCAAUUUUGCCAUACAGAUUCUAUUGGAACGAAGCUUAUGACACUAGAGGGUAUUCGCGAUUUCAAGCAUCAUUGGACUCUUCAGACCAUUGUAACGCACUCAAAAACGGACCUUUUGGAAUUAUUGGCUGCAUAUGACUCACAAACCGCGGAAAGGCUCAGAAAUUCUAAUGGAUAUCCGACUGUUGGAACGUCAUUUCCACUUCGCGAUCGAAAUUUGUUCGCUUGUCCGCCUCCGCCGCAGAGUCAUUUGAUUUUUGAGACGAUUUUUGAGAAUGAGAGUGUGGAGAAUAAUUAUAAAAUUGUUGAAGAUCAAUGCGAUGAACGAUUUAAUGAGAUUGUCGUUUUGAUGAAUCGCGAGAAGUAUUCAGAAAGUGUCAAAAUUGGCCCGAAACGAUCGGAAUUGUGUUUCGAGAAUGUUUGGGUCAACUGUCAUGGAGCCGUAGCACCUCGAUUUGCAGCGAAUUUGAAGUUGGAAUAUCGCGCUGCGACGCUUUCAUGGACUCUUCGUGUUGAUCAUGAUGUUCGACAGAAUACGCCUCUAUUGAAUAUGUGUGGAGUGGUUUGCGAUUCAUCAGUUGCCCAUGAAUCUUUUCUCAAAUAUGGCGAGAAUUUCGCAUUUUGCUCAUUUAUUGCCAUCGGCUCAACUGGAAAAUGUCUCGAUCGACGUCGCUAUUUCGAUUUUUCUCGAUUUAUUGCACACAGUUGCGAACCGAAUUGUGAUGUUCGUUUGGUGGAAAAUGGAAAACCGCUUCCUGAUUUGGUAGUUUACACGAAGAAGACAAUCGACGUCGUUCAAGAGGACCUCACAAUCGAUUAUUUCAAAAUGUUCAAGGAUGACGUCGAUGAUUAUUUUCAGAAUGUUAAAGAUCCUAUUGUUCAAGAAGAAAACGGGAGAAUUCUCUAUUUGCAUGAGCACAACAUCGAUUUUCUUUUGUGCUCAUGUGGUGCUGAUUCGUGUAGAGAAAUACUUUUCAUCGACAAAUCGACAUUAAAAAGAUCGUACGCUUCAACCAAAAAAAGUGCGAAAAUGAGCAAGCUUCCUCCUGAUUUCAAAUUUGGCGGUCUUCAACUAUCAGACACACUCGGCGCCUUCAAUAUGCACGGAAAUAAUUUUCUGUGA
Caenorhabditis bovis is the source of this 1383-nucleotide messenger RNA. NCBI's taxonomy places the organism in Eukaryota, Metazoa, Nematoda, Chromadorea, Rhabditida, Rhabditidae. The record is from the annotation of a GenBank genome assembly.